AAUCGCUGCUGCGCGCUCCCGUUCCCGGUUUGGAGAAGUCCGCGCCAUCUCCGCUGCGCUGCGCAAACAGCGCUUUGUCUCCCCAUAUACGCUCACAACGGGAUGGUAUGUUUAGAUGAGAGUCCAUCCAUAAUCGAGUUUGGACAACCAGACAACCCCAAUUGGACUGUUUCCUCUCAACGUGUUGCUGCCUGCAGCCACGGCAGGAGCCAGAGUCAUCAUGGAGACAGUGGUGAUUGUGGCCAUUGGGGUGUUGGCCGCCAUUUUCCUGGCCUCCCUCAUUGCUCUGGUGGUGGUGUGCAGACAUCGCUACUGCCACCCUCAUGACCUGCUGCAUCACUUUGAGUCCAAGCCCACUGUAGAUCUGAUUGGAGCCAUGGAGACCCAGAGUGAGCCAUCUGAACUGGAGCUAGAUGAUGUGGUUAUCACCAAUCCUCAUAUCGAGGCCAUCCUGGAGAAUGAGGACUGGAUAGAGGACGCCUCUGGUUUGGUGUCUCACUGUAUUUCCAUUUUAAAGAUCUGCCACACUCUGACUGAAAAGUUGGUUGCCAUGACAAUGGGCUCAGGGGCAAAGGUCAAAGCACCAGCCAGCCUCAGUGACAUUAUCACUGUUGCCAAACGCAUCAGCCCCAGGGUGGAUGAUGUUGUCAGAUCUAUGUACCCUCCUCUGGAUCCAAUCCUCUUGGAUGCCAGGGCUACUGCCCUCCUCCUUUCAGUCAGUCACCUUGUGCUGGUAACCCGCAAUGCCUGUCACAUGUCCGGCAGUAUGGACUGGAUCGACCAGUCCCUCCACGCGGCUGAGGAUCACAUGGUGGUUCUGCGAGAGGCAGCGCUAGCUUCUGAACCGGAACGCACCAUACCUGGAAUAGACAUACAGAGGGAACAGGCCAUCUAGGACACACACACACACACACACACACACACACACACACUCCAGAAAGGCAUACAUGUUAGUUUUAUUGUGUAUGGUCAGUUUACCAAUCUUGAAACUUCUACCCAUGAGUGAUAUUCAGUUGGUGCAUACACUAUCAAACAGUGUUUAACAGGGUACACGUUUCCAAAUAUUAUUGUCCAGUCCAAACUGAUAAAGAACACUUUAGAAUCUGUCUCAAAAAGGACAGUUUAAGUGGGUUUUUGUGAUUCUGCUCUGCCUUUAAUUUUCAAAAUGUGUGAGGGUUAGGGUUUCCUUUUCAUACUUACCAAGGAGUACUUGGCACUAAGUAAUUUGCACCAAGGAGUGCAACUUAGUUUCUAUAGCUUUUUUUUGUAUGACAUUUGUAGAAAGAUGUACCACACAGAGUACCAACAGCUACCUUGUACAGAGACCUUUUCUUUGUGCAAUUACUGUUAAGUAGAUGUUACACAUUCAGAUACUUUGUAAAGGUGCCAUUGUGCGUAACAAGAUGUUUUGUAGAGGUUGUCUGUUAAGAUGUUGCCAUUGGUGACUGGCCUUUUGAUACCCCUUCUUGUGUGCCCCAUCAGCUAGUGGUGGGCCUUAAUCAAAACUGCAAGUCACAUGGAGGCUUAGCCAGUUAAUCCAUGCUGGGAAAAUAACACUCAGUUACCUAGCCUAAAAGGCUCCAAUUUAGUGGAGACAAAAGGAGACCUUGAGUUACCUCCAACAUGGAGGGACAGGGUCUCUUGUGGAUGUGCCCAUUAAGAGGUGUUGAAGCUGUUGAGACUGACAGUAUGUAGUAUUCAUGUGGUGUUUGAUUGUGUAGACUCUGAUAUGACUGUGUAAAGUGAGUUGGAGCAGAACUUGCAUGUCUUGUCCGACUAGAGAGAUAUCAUUAGACACAUCUAUCUGCCUCCUCAUGUGUUGCUAAUGCUAAACCACCAACUAUGCCAACAAGGCCUCACCCAUAGCCAGGUUGAACAGUCUAUUUCCACUCAACAACAAAAAACUUGUCAUGAGACUUUCUACACAUAAACUGUGAGAUUACUUAAUAUCAGAAGUGACGUGAAGGACAACAAAGUCCUGUAAAAUGCAUCUCCUCACACUAUUGUCAAGCACUUUUAAGCCGCUGGUGUGAGUCAGGGGAUACCCUCACAGUGGAACAGCAUUUGUGCCUUUUUAAUUUCCAUUCACUGAAAUCAAAAGUGAAGACCGUCUGUAACUCCUGGCAUGCGGUGAUGUUUUGAUGGAAUGGUAUCGACUGAUGAGGAAACAUUUAUGAAGUGGUAAUCCUUUUUAUUUUUUCUUGUUUACAUUGUUUAUAAGAACUGAUCUUUUUGUAAACACUCCUUUGCUUUCUUACUCCUACCCCACCAUUUGUUACUGGUUUCCUUUUCCUUUCCUCACUUUCAUCGAUUUGUACAGAUAAAUUUCAGUUUCAUAGGAAAAUGCGUUUUGUUGUCUGUAUUUACUUUUUUCUUUAGUAACUUAAGUAAUCCAUGUCUGAUAAGUCUGCACACCCAUACAGUAUUCAGGAAAGAGAAGGGGUGGUAGCCCAUCUGUUAAAACACAUCUGUUAAAACACAUAGGCAGUCCUGGCUCUCCAAAACAACGAGAACCUUUGGCCGAGAACACAAGAAGGCCCUAAUAAAAACAUACUUAAAUAAGACACACAGACACAACUUCAAAACAGCAACUAUGUAAGCACUGUACACAAUUGUCAUUAACUGACAAGAAAUUGCCAUUUUCUUAAAAAUAAAUACAAAAACAGUCUCUCCUCAGCCUAAGUUGACAGUAAUAAAAGUGAACUCUUUUCUUUUUAUUGUUUUAGCAGUUCUUUGUGCACAGGC
Messenger RNA from Lampris incognitus (smalleye Pacific opah), 2745 nucleotides. It is a transcript of the gene tmem98, whose product is annotated as transmembrane protein 98. The transcript has 7 exons. The coding region runs from base 221 to 895 and encodes 224 amino acids. The record is from RefSeq and is a predicted model, not a curated record. Lineage: Eukaryota; Metazoa; Chordata; Actinopteri; Lampriformes; Lampridae. Gene Ontology annotation, cellular component: endoplasmic reticulum.